Molecule: messenger RNA, 4240 nt
Organism: Liolophura sinensis
Lineage: Eukaryota; Metazoa; Mollusca; Polyplacophora; Chitonida; Chitonidae
Product: cholinesterase-like
Exons: 3
Coding region: 251-2167 (638 amino acids)
Source: RefSeq, a predicted model, not a curated record
GUGAAUCCAGUCCACGUUGUCGGAUCUGUGUCCUGUUAGAUAUUACCUGGCAAUGAUGAAUGAAUUUGAAAUGGAUAUAUAAAGCUGUUAAAGUCAUUGUCCCGCACACUGCGCUAAGAGAACAAUAGGAUGAUCAACUGACGCUUGCGUUUUAGCUUCAUAAUACACAGCUAAUACACAACGGAACAUCUGUAUAUAAAACUGUUACUUGGUCCAGGUCCCAGCUGGCAUCGUACAUAGCGCAAUAACCAUGGUUUUGCUAAGAAGUUCUCUUCCUCAAGGCAGUCUGCUGUCCAGUUUGCUUUGGAUAUUGCUGGUAACCACCGUCAAGUGUGAGAAUAUCGUGCACGCGCCGGUCGGGUCGAUAAGAGGAACCUCUGACAAUGCCUUCAUGGUCAGAACCUUUCUCGGUAUACCCUAUGCUAAACCUCCCGUCAAAGAUCUGCGCUUCAGAAAGCCAGAAAUAAGGGCACCAUUUCAGGGCACUUACAACGCCACGGAGUACGGCCAGCCUUGUACACAAGGUAAUACUGGUGCGGAGGACUGUCUAUUCCUGAACGUGUUCGUACCGGCAAAUACCAGCAGUGAAGACCCCGUGCCCGUCAUGGUCUGGAUUCAUGGUGGGGCCUUUCAGUUUGACACCGCCAGUAACUAUGAUGGCAUCAGUAUAGCUGGCCAAGGAGGCGUCAUCUUUGUCACCAUGAAUUACAGACUCGGUGUAUUGGGAUUUCUUAACACACAGGACAGCUCGUGUCCUGGUAACUACGGUCUUUGGGAUCAGUUGUUGGCUCUUCAAUGGGUAAAACGGAAUAUAAACGCAUUUGGAGGCGACCCGGAGAAGAUUACGUUGAUUGGGGAAUCCGCCGGGGCUGCGUCGGCAGCUUAUCAUGCCCUUUCCCCACACAGCAGCCGGUUGUUCCAGCGUCUAAUCCUCCAAAGUGGAACGGCCAUAUCUCCCUUCGCUCUGAACAGAAAUCCUCGGCAGGACGCCAUGGAGUUUGCCAAACGACUCGACUGCGACACGCCUGGCAAAGAGGAUGAUGCAUCGGCGAUGAUGGACUGUCUGAGAAGUAAAAACGUGACGGACAUCUUCAAGAGCUCUCACCGAAUGCCCAAAUCCUUAGGUAUGUCUGUCAUCGACUUUACCUGGGUACCGUCUGUGGAUGCUGACUUUGUUCCAGACGACCCAAACUCCUUGAUCACCAACGGCACUUAUCUACAGGAAAUCGGUUUUUUCGAUGCGGACCUGCUGCUGGGUAUGAAUAACGACGAGGGCUCUCUUGUCUCAAUCCUCGCCGAACUGGUUCAGCGUCAGAACGGCAUCACCUUCCAGCAGAAUGGCGGAGUCUCCAGGGGUUUCUACGAAGAGGAAUUUAUUCCAGCCAUCGUGAGGCAGAAAUUCGGAAAUACCACAAAGGAGGGGAACCAAGCUGUGCGAUUCACGUACGAGCCUCGUUCUGAUGGGAACAUAGUUCCGAACGCUGAUUGGUUCCAAGCUUACGCAGACGCCACUUUCCUUUCCGCCAUUACCCGGCAUGCCCUUGCUCAUGCCUCCAGUCACGGACGCACUUUUCUGUACCUGUUUGACCACUCUCCGUCCUACAUCAAUAAUCCAGUGAUCACUGGCACCCCACAUGGUGGGGACGUCCCAUAUCUGUUUGGGUUCUCCCGGACGGCCGAUGCGAAUCUGACCUACACGCAGGAAGAGUUGGGAUUGUCCAUGAAUGUCGUGACAUAUUGGAGCAACAUGGCAAAGUCUGGGACUCCCAACCUGCCAGAGACAACCGUGCCCGUCCAGUGGCCACAGUUUGAUCAGCAAGAACAAAAGUUCCUCAAGCUAUCCACGGCUCUGUCAAAUAAUUCCAUCGGACAGGGACUAUUUGUUAAACGCGCCGAGUUUUGGUUGGACUUCAUGCCGACGAUCCUUCUCAAUGAGCCUCAGAUGGAAAGUAGUACCUAUCAGCCACCCACGGAGAAGAAAGAGAAUGGAGAUUCUUCACAAUCACAACCUGCACAAUUUAUAAAAAGAUUUAACAUUGGUGCUUCCACGGCAGAAGGCACUAUUAUUGCCCUGGCUGUUGUUGUAGCGGUUCUUUUGGCAACAAUAACAAUUGUGGUUUUAUAUUUGGUCAUCAUCAGAAGGAGGAAAAAUUACUCAGUAGAUUAAACUACCAAUGGGAUAUUAUAUGUUCAUAUUUAUACACCGUCAAACAUUCUGUACAUACAAGACGUCGAUAUUUGUAAAAUCAUUCUGUACAUACUCAUUAUUUUAAGUGAAGUGGGAAUUAGAAAGGAAAAUUUAGCGCUGUUCUAUAUGGGAUAAAAUAUAUGGAUACAUGUACAUUAUUUAUUAUCACAAGUUAAUCUUUUGAGGAUAAGCAACUCCAAAUGGCCAGAACUUGGCUUGUUUUGUUCAAUGCGAAAAAGACUGUAGCGCUUGCCGUUUCAAGACGCAGACAACAGUCACAAUUAAUAUUUAUUUUUUGAGGUGAAAGUAUAACCUGUUCUACAACACAUAAACAUUUAAGGCUAGUUUUUGGUAAUAAUGGAAACUGGACCUAUCACAUAGACAAACUCAUAGAAGCUGCCAAUAAAAAACUAUCCAUGUUCAGAGCGCUUAAAUAUCGUCUGAAUCGAAAGCGCCUAGAAAUUAUGUACAAAAGUUUUAUAAGACCAUCAAUGGAAUAUGCAGAUAUAGUAUGGGGCAAUAUUAUUGAAGAUCAAACACGUACCAUAGAAAACAUGCAAAAGGACGCACUACGCGUCAUUACUGGUUUAAAUCUAAGUGUUGCCUCUAACCUGCUCUUCGAAGAAUCGGGAUUUAUACAAUUGCGUAAAGGACGCUACAUGUAUCGCCUGCUAUUCUUCCAACGUAACCUCCAGGACGCAUCUAGCAAUGUAUUUGAAAACAAGCUUCCACCACCAACAUACCAGCGUAAUCCGUACCAAUUUAGAUCAACAGAGCAAUUAACAACUUUUCUAUGUAAACAGCCACUUUUAGUAAAUCUUUUUUCCACAAACUAUGCGUGACUGGAACAGCUUUCCAUAUUCGAUUAGAAGAAUUAAGAAUUAUCAAGAAUUCAAAAUAGCUCUAGCAAAAAUGUUGUAUCCGCCAUUUCCACCAGCAUGGUAUUAUGCUGGAAACCGAUGUUUAAAUAUUAUCUUGUGCAGAUUAAGAAAUGGAUGUAGCUCGCUACAUGCCGAUUUGUAUAACAAUUAUAUAACUGAUUCUCCCAAAUGUAUCUGUGGCAAGCCGCUAGAAACUCAUUUCUUUUUUAGACUGUAGCAGAUAUGUUGUUCAGAGGGAGAACAUGCUUAAAAAUAUCAGACAAUAUGGUUAUUUGGACAACAUUUCUGCUACCACUCUCCUUUAUGGCUGUAGCAUUCUAUUCACUGAACUGAAUAUAAUGAUUUGCUCAGAAGUAUGCUUCUACAUUAGCAAUACCAAAAGGUUCUAAUGUUUAAAUCACAUUAAAUCACCCUGUUUCUUCUAAUUGUGCAUAUAUAUAUGUGUAUAUAUUAUAUAAUAUAUAUUAUAUACUUAUAACAAUAUAUAUAUACUUACGGGAUAGCUACUUUGUUGUAUAUAGUUACAUUGUAAAAGCUCUCGAUUAGACCUUGUAGCACGUCAAGUAUAAUCGUCAUGUCUGACAAUCGUAUACCAUUCGUAGUCCGUAAAGGGCGUUCCUGGUCGAUAAUGGCAAGAUCCAUUUUCAACACAAGCUCCCAAAGACAAAGGUGUGUAAGAAAUUAUACGAUUAGGAAAUAAAGCAGGUAACACACAAGAGAGAAGCGGCCAUCAGUUUUCAAUGAUGUCGGACAGACAGUGGAUAUUCUAGGCAUGAAUUCCAUAUCAAAGUUCAAAUUCGUAGUCCAUGAAUGAGUUCCAGGUCAAAUAACAAUAGAUGUAUAUGUGCUUAUUUGUGAGUAUAUACACACAGGCCCAUUCGAACGCGCAUGUGUGUGUAUGUACGGGUUUAUUUAUAAAUGUUCAUAUAUGCGUAUGAGUUCAUGAUUUGUGCGCAUGUAUACACACAUCGGUAUACAUGUUUCUGUGUGUAUAUAUAAAUACAAUGUUUUUGCACGAUCUUGUAAACAAUUCCUGUCAACUUUCAUAAAUACAACAAAAUGCAAUUCUGCCUUUUUACAAAACUUUACAAUGUAUAUAUUAUUGCAAAUAUUACACGAUAUAAGCCUAUGGCUUCCUCUGUAAGCAACUGAAAUAAAUACGUUUAAACCA